Molecule: messenger RNA, 861 nt
Organism: Vitrella brassicaformis
Lineage: Eukaryota; Vitrellaceae
Source: the annotation of a GenBank genome assembly
UGCAUCACUGCAUCGAUUUCAUGUUAAAUCGACAGUUUGCGACGGCAUCCCGAUGACAGUUCACUUCACACAGUCUGCAGUCCAUCACGCCACCCUUUUCCCAACCCACCACGUCCCGUCUUCCUCCACUUUACACAUGUUUCCGCUUGGCUAAUGGCCUGUCGUGUGUGGUUCCGCCUCACAUGGAGAUCUGGUAGCAUGGUUGAGGCAUGCAAUCGUGCCGCAACCAUGCCCAAAAACCCCGACGAGGGCGACACAACACCCACAAUCAAAGUGAUCAGGCAAACAAAUGUGGAUCCCUCACUCUCAUCAGCUAAUGCACAUGUGACUGCAUGCCGACUCGCAUCUCACAGACAGCACAGACAGCCAGUCCCACCACCCCCUCUCCCGAUCUCUCACUCACCCACUGCCUUGACAGCAGACACACAUCAUGCUGACAGACAGACAGUCAGUGCAAGGUCUUCCUCAGUCUUCUCCCUUCAGGGGUGGGGCCAGCAGGAUGAUUAUCAGGAAGAGCGUGAACAGCCCCACGAUGGGCAGCGUGAAGCCUCCAAACGACGAUGAGUCAUAGGCCACCAGCUCAGUCAUCGACACGCCGUCAACGAGAGAUCCGGAUGAUGCGAGUGACGGAAGUGAGCUGAGAGGGGUGUGCUGCUGCUGCCGUGACGGUUGCUGCGCGAUUGAGGACGUGCGGAAGCGCUCCUUGACGAGUGGCGAUGCCUGCGGGAACUGGAAGCAGUGGGAGGAUGAUGCGAUGAACGCAAGGAUGCCGAAAGCGGAGAAAAACAGCUUUGUCAUGUUGUCAAGGAUCGCGUAUGCGAGAGGCCCCUUGCUGGCAGGUCGGUUGGUAUAGUGCGCUGG